CUGGGCGUCAAGGCACUUUAGACUGUUUCAACGGAACGCGUUGCGCACCGAAGCACCUAGAACUACUUGCACUCCGCAUCGCUAUCAACGAAAACCAUGCCGCGCGGAAUACCGAAUGCUAAAAGGGAUGAUAGCGGCAUGCGCUACACAGUCGAUGCAUGUUCCUCUCGCCACAGUUCUAAUCCAAAACAACUGGGUGCAUCGUACCUCAAAUCAGAGUCACAGACACUAUGGUCGAGAAAUACAGCCAGGAAACAGAAAUUGCCAGCAGAAGAUGCUCCAGCACCUUCGCAAGACCAGAGACGUGGCUCACAGGUCAUUGUCAUCCAUCCAGGCUCACGAUGGUUGCGUAUCGGUAAGGCCUCUGAAGUGACUCCCGUUUCAGUCCCCAAUGUGAUUGCGCGGAGGCACAAAUCUCCCGUCCCAGAACCGAAUUUCAUAGAGGGCAUUAUGCGCCCGAGGAAGAGUCGCACCGCCCCGCCCUCCGCUGCGCCGCAACCCCCGAGUGGAGACGAGUAUGCGGUGGCAGCCGCAUCUGAUGACCCCUUUGAGGUGAAGCUGGCUUCCAUCACGGUUUCUCUUCGGGAGCGUAUGAGAUUCUACAAGCUUCGUGUCACCCAAAAUGCCACAAGUAUUGCGUCGACCUUUAACGAGCAGUUCAGACCCGAAAUUAUUCCAGAAGCAAAUGACCCUUCUCGGGUAGAGUGGAUACACGAGCCCGACAAAGAGUACUUGAUCGGCGAACAAGUCCUCCGAAUAUCUGACCCUCAACAACUGAACUAUGCUGUCAGGUGGCCAAUCCAUGGAUAUAACUUUAACACUAGGGAUUAUCCAUCUGUACAAAUGAUUCUGGAUGACAUCGAGACUAUCAUCAGCACUGCUCUUUACGAGAAAUACAAGAUGUCUCGUGGUGAUUACAAGAACUAUUCGGUUGUCCUCGUCAUCCCGGACUUCUAUGAUCGUGCAUAUGUCCGCGAAUUCGUGAACAUCCUCUUGCGCACCAUGGGCUUCAAGCAGAUAUGUGUUCAACAAGAAUCUCUCGCAGCCACCUACGGAGCGGGAAUUUCCAAUGCUUGCGUUGUGAAUAUCGGAGCUGUCUGUACGAGCGUCGCUUGUGUAGACGAAGGCCUGGUAAUUGCUGACUCCAGGAUUUCAUUGAACAUGGGCGGAAACGAUAUCACGGAAUUUCUGUAUGUGCUACUUGAAAAGAUCAAUUUCCCAUAUCGCGAUAUCAAUCUUGCUCUCUGGCACGACUGGCAUGUCGUAGAAGAUCUCAAAGCUCGCCUGUGCACGUUGACCGAGGGAGACGUCGCAUUAAAUCUCUAUGACUUCGUAGUACGACGGUAUGGGAAACCAACAGAGAAAUAUGGCCUUCGCGCUUAUGAUGAGAUAAUACUCGCGCCCAUGUGUAUUUUUGAGCCACGAGUGAUAGAGUUCGAUAGAAAGAGGAUCGGAUCGAAGCCGAUAUCUAGUCCGGAUGUGACAGAAGAAAUCAUUGAACAUCCUGCAGACCAUGUUACACAGGCGAUGAUAAUAUCCACUCAACACCUAUUGCCACCACCACCGCCUCAACCAUCACAAGCCCCGGUGCCCGCAGCACCACCAGAAGGACGUUCACCCCUUCCCUCUGAAAAUGGGACAAAACUCGAGCAACAAGAAAUAUCGUUACCUUCUACUGCCAAUCAUACUCCACCUCCCACACUCCCGGCAAGGGAGCUGAUCGAAGUAUCCAAUGGACCUGUGGAAACGGCUGAUACAGAUGUGGAAGAGAAAACAGCUCAAACGACCCAGCCUCCUGCGCAAAGUGCUCAACAAGUGCGGCUUGGCUCUGUGCCAUCCAGCUCGAACUAUCCAGGUGGUUUGCCCAUCGAUGUAUGCUUUGAAGCGAGCAAACUUCCUCUGGACGUGGCCAUUUUCAACAGCACUCGGUCAUGCGGGGGUGAUGACAAGAUACGCAAAUAUCUUCAAGCUGUUUUGGUAAUUGGUGGAAGCGCACAGAUCCCUGGCAUGGCCCAUGCUCUCGAGAGCAGGUUGCAGGCCAUUGCAACACCUCUAGUGCCACACAUGGAGAAGGUGCAGAUUAUACCGCCCCCCAAAGAUGUUGACCCGAAGAUACUCGCAUGGAAAGGUGCAGCUGUGCUUGCAAAGAUGGAUUCUGUUGCCGAUCUGUGGCUCACAUGCACUGACUGGGAUAUACUCGGUAUGAGAGGUCUGAAAGAGAGAUGUUUUUACCUAUGUUAAAGCCCAUGAAAUAUUUGGCUAUGUAGUUCACUUUUUCAUUGUGUGCGUGUACAUACCUCCAUAUGAGACAUGGGAUAAUCGGCUCAACGGGGACGAACUGUCCGUCUAAUUGCGCCCAUCCUUCCCGCAAUGAUGUAUUACAUAAUUUGAAAUUUGAAUCUCAC
Molecule: messenger RNA, 2405 nt
Organism: Pisolithus orientalis
Lineage: Eukaryota; Fungi; Basidiomycota; Agaricomycetes; Boletales; Pisolithaceae
Exons: 14
Coding region: 97-2241 (714 amino acids)
Biological process (GO): double-strand break repair; regulation of DNA-templated transcription
Cellular component (GO): Ino80 complex
Source: RefSeq, a predicted model, not a curated record